AUGCUUGAAUUAAUUUUAAUAACGAAAAAUAUAUCAGUAAACUUACAAUUGCCAAAGCCACCAAAGCUAGAAGGUAUUUUAGCGGUGAAUAAUAUAUUAACAAAAGCAGACUAUAUUUUGGAGCAUAAAAUUUUUGGUCCAGAAUCAAUUAUUGUCGAAAAAGAUGGUGGAUUUGAUACGGAAGUGCAAUGUGGUCGACCGUUGGGUCUUCGUCAUUUAGAUGAUGAAACUAUAUUAGUUGUUGAUACUCAUCUUGGCAUUUUCUCUGUUAAUUUUGAAGAAGAUCAACAUGUGGUAAUAUUAGGAAAUCAAACGGAAAUAGAUGGCAGACCAAUGAAAUUCUUAAAUGAUAUUGAUAUCGUAAAUCAUGAUAUACUGAUAUUUACGGAUUCUUCUAGUAAAUGGGAUCGACGUCAUGUAAUGAAUAUUCUUUUGGAGGGUAUUCCUAAUGGAAGAGUUUUACGCCUAACACGAUCAACUGGAAAAAUUGAUGUCAUCAUGGAUAAAUUGUAUUUUCCGAAUGGUAUUCAACUAUUUCCUGAUAAACAAUCUUUUCUGGUUGCGGAAACAAGUGCUGCUCGAAUUAAAAGACACUGGAUUGCAGGCCCACGAAUGGGUGAAACGGAAAUUUUCAUUGAUAAUCUACCCGGUUUACCGGAUAAUAUACGUCCAGGUGGCAAUGGAACAUUUUGGAUUGGUUUCGGAGCUAUUCGACAUAGUGAUCAGUUUUCAUUUCUGGAUUAUCUUGCAGAUAAACCAUAUAUACGAAAAUGUAUUCUUCAGUUGGUACCAGAGCGACAAUGGGAAUGGCUACAACCAAUGUUUGCUACAAAACAUGCGUUAAUUUUGCAACUUAAUGAAAAUGGGCAAAUAAUAGCUAGCGCACAUGAUCCAACAGGUCAAGUGAUUAGGGAAGUGUCACAAGUGACAGAAACCAAUGAACAUCUUUAUUUAGGCAGUUAUCGUGCUCCAUUUAUUGCUCGCAUCCGGAAAGAUUUCAUUGUUUAUUGAAAUAUACAUGAAUCAUUUCAUUAUCCGUGUUAAAAGGGAAUUCUCAG
Messenger RNA from Loa loa (African eye worm), 1058 nucleotides. RefSeq lists its product as hypothetical. NCBI's taxonomy places the organism in Eukaryota, Metazoa, Nematoda, Chromadorea, Rhabditida, Onchocercidae. The transcript has 7 exons. The record is from RefSeq and is a predicted model, not a curated record. Gene Ontology annotation, biological process: biosynthetic process. Gene Ontology annotation, molecular function: strictosidine synthase activity. The coding region runs from base 1 to 1011 and encodes 336 amino acids.